AUGCAACAAGACAAAGACAUCACAACACCACCAACAACAACUACAUCGGAACAAAAAUCAUUCAAUACAAAAACAUGGUCGAAACAGGUGAUUAAAAAAACAAGUUAUGGAGUAGGAGUUGGAGCAUUGAUGGGAUUAACAUUAGGCUUGCUCAGGAAGAGGUUCAAUGCAUCCUCUUUUCUCAACAGAUGGUCUAUUGGAGUGAAACCACUGAGAAUGUCAGAGACCGUAGUGACUACAGGAUCCGUGCAACCUCCAACAUCCAUUUUCAAUACGACAGUUGCAUUGGCAGGAAAUGUAGGCAUUAGUUGCUAUGUAUAUUUUAGUGUCGAGGAAUACCUACACCUGAGCAACCUUAUACCUUCGCAGUUUAUUUCACACUUUGUGACUGCAUUUGGACUAUAUUCGAGUAUAACAUUUUUCAAAAGGUUAAUGCUGUCAAAUGCAGGUAAUAAGGGAUUGGCAGUUCCUUAUUAUUUAUUGAGAUCGAUGGCAGGUGGAUUGGGAGCAGGUACUGCUGCCAUGUCUCUUUCACUAUUGGGGCUAUACAUCGAACACAGAAUUCAAUUAUACAAACUCAAGAAUAAUCUUACUGCUGAUGAAUACAGAGAAAUGAUGGGAAUUUCUAAGGAAGAAGAAGAGAAAACCUUCAUGGCUAAAAUUGAGGAAAGACUUCCUGUGUGGUUAACUGUCCCAUCAUCUCAAAACAGAAAUGCAUUGGACGAAAUUAGAAAGUAUCACUCAUUGAGUUCAACUACUACCCCAGGUGGCGCUUCUGGAAGUGAAUGGACAGGUCGUCCACAAGAGCAAGAAAUCUUCAAUGCCAUUUAUAAUUGCAGCAGCAAGAGCUUGCCUGGAUCUCCUUCUCUUGAUACCUUCCUUGAUAGUGCUCAAUUGCAACAAUUGGACAACUUGGCUCGUUGUGAAAAGCAAUUCUGUAGAGGAACAACUCCAAGUAAUGAAAGCAUUGCAGCUCAAUGGCUCAAUGACUUCUCGAACGUUGGUGAACACCGUCUCACUCACUUUAUCCAAUCUCACAGCAACUUGGUUGUAUACUUGCCUGAUUAUCCAUAUCCUGUGUUUGUAUUCAAUCUUGGUUAUUUGAAUAACAUUUGCCAACAAGUGAGCGUCCUGGAGAGUAGAAGAAUGUUAUCAUUGGCUCUUCCACAUCUAGAGAUUGGAACCUUGCUGAAUAGUGAAGUGGUUGUAACCGAUUUACCAUUUGCCAACUCAGCCACCUAUCCAACCCUCUACUUGGACAUUCCAUUGCCAAGCAGUUACAAUGGACACUUUAAAAAGUAUGUCCCUUCCCCUGAGACCUUACCUACAUUGAAGACCUUGAGAGAGAGCUAUGCCUUCCAAAGAUCAGUUCCACUCACUCUCGACAUUGAACGUGCCUUCAAGUUAGCUCAAGCAGUUCCAUACUUUUUUGGCUCAAAGAGAUCGAACCUUGCUACUCAAGUGUUGAGAGAGUGCUACUCUAUUGAACCUCACUCAAUCUAUGUCUAUUGUAUGAUCUAUAUAUGCCUCUUUGGUUAUACCUUCCAACCUAAUGGUAAGGAGGUUAGUGCACUCGACCUGAUCAUUAGACAAGCACUCUUUGAAUGCUCGACCAUUGAUGCCAUUGUAUUGUUGAGAGCUUCCAUAAAACUCUUGGAAUUCCCUGAGGGAGCCAAAGGCAAUUGGGUCAAGGUCUCUGCAAGAGAAUUCAAUGCAGUCAAGAUGAAAAUCCUUGAAUAUAUUGAUGACAAAUUCACAAGAAUGUUUUACAAAUUAUUCAAUAGUCCAGAAAGUGAUUUGUUGAACUAUACUGGCUUCUUACUCAUCGCCAACUUGAUCAGAUCAUCAAGAUUGGUAGUUGACGAUGAGAAUCAAGUAUUAAGAGCUCUCAGACAAUAUCUCAUUAUCAAUGCUGAUGUCAUUAUUGCUGAAAAGUCAAAAAUGACAGUUCCUGAGCACAUGGCUGAAAGAAUUCAACAAAUACCAGUCACUCGUGAAAUUUACAGCCAAAAAAAGCAAAUACCAAAGAAGCAAAUUGAAGUUUUCCAAGAAAGAUAUGGAAGAAUCUUCUUUAGAAUUUCCAGAUAUUCUCAACUUGUUGAAGAUGCCAUUUGUUACAUGAUUGCUGGCAUUAGAUGGCAUUCAUUUGGUGAUAAUGCCUUAUCCAUGUUGCAAUAUCUCUAUGAAGACUUGAAUCACGUUGGUGUUAUUACUGAAUUUAGUUUUGAUACUUUCUGUUACAUGGUCGAAUCUCACAGAGAUCCAACAACCAUGUUGAAUAGAACCAUUAAGCAAGUUAGUAAUGGAAAGGGUGGUAACAGAAAUAUCUCUCAAAAUAUGUUGACUUUCAAGUCAACUGCUGGCAAUGGUGUCAUGUAUCCAAGAGAAAUCAUGUUGAGCUAUAAUUGCUUUGACAACCGUCAUUAUUUCCAAACUUUCCACUUGAGUUCUGUUGGUAAGGGUGUUAGAUUGAAUGAUUUGUCCAAUUAUGCUAGUUAUCAUGCUCUUAGAAUGAAAGAAAAUCGUGUCAUUAACAGAUUCUUAACCUUUGACAUGAAGAUUUUCCAAUCUUUUAUUAGAGAUGUUGAUGCUAUUCAAACCAACAAGUUUGACAGAAUCCUCAUCAAGGCACAUAAUUCCCAUGAUGAAUCCCUUGCCACCUCCUACAAUCUCAUUACUCGCCAUAACAACUUGUUAGCCAACUGUGAAAACAAGUACAGAAAUGGUUAUGUCCACGACUGUGUCAUGCCUUACAACUUCAACCACUUGAUCCAAAUACUCAAGAAACAAGUCUUUGCCAUGCAACAUCCUCAAUUCAUUAACAAGUUGAAUAAGGACAUUGAAAUUGCUGAAAGAAAAGCCAAAAGACUUGCAAGACAACAAGCAAGAAGAGGAAGCAUUGCAAGCUCCUCUUCAAGCACCGAGAGUAAUCAUCACAAUUUCAAUGGUGUUGGAAUGGAUUUCCAAGGACAAGGACACGUUGAAAUUGCCUCUUUAAGUGUUGCAGUUGCUCCCACUCCAAAUAUCUUGCCAAUGAUGGCAAAUGUAUUUAAUUGCAGCAAUAAUCAAACAAGUAGAAUACUUGCAGCUCACAACAGAACCAUGAUGAUGAGUCAAUCCAAUCAAGGAUGUUCCAGCAGUGGUUACAAUACUCCAUCAGUCACUAAUCAAAAUUCCAAACAAGGAACCAAACGUACGAGAGAAAGCAAGGAAUUCCAAUUUGUCUUUGAAGAUGGAAUCAACUCAAACAGAGCAGGUCGUGCUAAGAAGAAGAAGGAAUCUAUUCAAGGUCAAAAUCUUACACUCGAACAACAAAUCAGAGAAAAUGCAGACCUAUUGAGCUUGAGUGGCGCCAGUAAUAUUGAAAGAACAGUUGAAUUAAAUGUUCAACAAGCUCCUCCUUCAAAUUUCCAAAUUCCAACAACCACAUUCAGACCAAAGCAUUUUGUAAACUUUUUGGUAUAUAAGGCUGCUGACGAAUUCCAUUGUAGCUCACCAAAUGUUGGACCAUCAGAAGUCGUCUUGGAUGAAAUCAACUUGCCACUCUACAUUUGUCGUCCUUCACACAUUAGUCCAUCCAGAUUUUUAGAAAUGAUGGAUAUUAGUUCUAUUCUAAAGGUCAGCAUGAGACAAUUCUGUGACAUUUUGAAUGGUGAUGAGGUUCUUGUUGGAUUCAAAGAUAGUAUUAAGGUCCGUGGUGUUCCACAACGUGAUUUGAAUGAUCCAACUCUCCAUUUCAUAGACGAAACUCAAAGAGAUCCAGAAGACAUUGAUUGGGAAUCUUUCAAUGUCGAUGCUUUCUGUGAUAGAGUUGCUGAAGAAGAAAUGAAAAAGCAACAACAAAAUCAAGAAGUUUACAUGCAACAAGUUAUGAUGAAACAAUUCGAAAUGAUGCAUCAACAACCUGCUAACAUGUUGGAAGAUGAAGGAUCAGUUUUUGAUUUGUUGAUUUCAAGUCCACUUGGAGCAAACAUGAUGCAUCAAAAUUCAAUGAUAUCUGGCAACGUGGAAGAAAUGUUUAAUAGCUUCCUGGAUCCAAUUGUUGAAGAAAUGAAUGAAUUGGAAGAAGCUGGUCAAUGUGAUCUCUUCAAAUAUGAUGAAUUUCAACCUCAUCCAUAA
Molecule: messenger RNA, 4119 nt
Organism: Naegleria gruberi
Lineage: Eukaryota; Heterolobosea; Eutetramitea; Acrasida; Naegleriidae
Exons: 2
Coding region: 1-4119 (1372 amino acids)
Source: RefSeq, a predicted model, not a curated record